Molecule: messenger RNA, 768 nt
Organism: Fonsecaea monophora
Lineage: Eukaryota; Fungi; Ascomycota; Eurotiomycetes; Chaetothyriales; Herpotrichiellaceae
Exons: 1
Coding region: 1-768 (255 amino acids)
Source: RefSeq, a predicted model, not a curated record
AUGGCGGCUCCCAUCAGUCUCGACAGCCUUGUAGCCAGAAUGCUACAGUCCCUUGCCUCGUCUGAGAAAUGGGAGCGUCAUCGUGACUUCUGUAAUGCCCUCAACGGCUGGGACAAGCUCGGCCCCAUCACUCGGUGGCGGAUCGAGCCAUCGGCCAAACACUACAUGCAACUUGCACCGGACUACCGUCCAAGCCGCCUCCAGAUGACCAGGCAUCAUUGGCCCAUUGUCGACUGGUUACCAUUUCCCAAGAUCCGGGAUGCGCUGGUCCUCAAUCCCGAGAGGUACGACUUGAAUAAAGUCUGCUCCGAACUGAAUGCGAGCUUCUGUUUAGAGAUGGAGUUUGCAAACGCGUACCCGGACGCAGAAUUAGGCGACAGUGGAAUGGCACAGACCAGAGCGCCCGGAACCACAAGGUCAGUAGGGCCUGGUGGACCGACGAGGAGUCCGCCCAACAACAUUUUCAACGACACACAUUUGAGACGAAAGCCUCGUAAAGACGACGUGGUGUACGUCCUUAUACAAGAGUACGUCGACCACAGGACAGGCGCCGACUCUUCAACAACAACGGCAGGAGGCCAGAGCCAGCAGCACCGCCAUAUCAAUGAAAACAUCUUGACAUACUUGCUCCUGGCCAUCAGACAGCUCGAAAAUCCUUUCAAGCUCCAUUCGAAAUUUUUCGACCAGUUUCCCGGCCUCCCACGAGAGUACAUGGUCCGCGGUGAAGAGGUUUCCAUCUUUGGUGACUACCGACCCACAAAAGUCUAA